Messenger RNA from Lolium perenne, 1870 nucleotides. Its product is annotated as glucan endo-1,3-beta-glucosidase 8. Gene Ontology annotation, molecular function: hydrolase activity, hydrolyzing O-glycosyl compounds. Gene Ontology annotation, biological process: carbohydrate metabolic process. The record is from RefSeq and is a predicted model, not a curated record. NCBI's taxonomy places the organism in Eukaryota, Viridiplantae, Streptophyta, Magnoliopsida, Poales, Poaceae.
AAAAAGUUCAGAAAAAAGGAAGAAGACAGCUGCAUGUAACUAGACAGGAUUCAGGAGGGACAUCUACCACAAUAAUCCUGCACCUACGGACGGUUUGCAUCUACACCAUGAGAGCACCAAAAUGGCACAUUUGCCAAAUGGCUGUUAUUUCCUCCCGAUCCUGAUUCGGACCUGAUGCGUGCAUGCCAUGGUCAAACUCUGUCCGGUUUCCCCGCCAUUUUCCUCUCCUUUCCAAUCCAACGCCAGAGGUGUGGAACACGCAGCACGAGCACCACCAAAUCUCGACGUACCGGAACUGCGAUUACGCCAAAUCGAGGAAAAACCGGAGAACACCCCGGCAUGGCUCCGCUCCUGCGGCUGCUGGCCGGCGCGGCCACGCUACUGCUCACCGUGUCGCCGGCGUCAGCCGGGAGCUCCGCCGUGGACGUCGGCGUGAACUGGGGCUCGCAGAUGACGCACCCGCUGGUGCCCUCGUCGGUGGUGAAGAUGCUGAAGGACAACGGGAUCAUGAAGGUGAAGCUGUUCGACGCGGACUCUUGGCCCGUCGACGCGCUCCUUGACUCCGGCAUUGAGGUCAUGCUAGGCAUCCCCAACGACAUGCUGGACACGAUGACCAGCUACGGCAAUGCCGAGGAUUGGGUCAAUGAGAACGUCACCAGCUACGGCGACAAGCUCAACCUCAAGUAUGUUGCCGUGGGGAACGAGCCGUUCCUCAAGGCUUACAACGGCACAUUCAUGAAAACGACCGUCCCGGCGCUCAAGAACAUCCAGAAGGCGCUCGACAAUGCCGGUGUCGGCGACAAGGUGAAGGCGACGGUCCCGCUGAACGCGGACGUGUACGUCUCCCCGGACGACAAGCCGUCCUCCGGCCAGUUCCGGCCCGACAUCAACGACCUCAUGACCGACAUGGUCAAGUUCCUGCACGACCACGGCUCGCCCUUCGUCGUCAACAUCUACCCAUUCCUCAGCCUGUACCAGAGCGACAACUUCCCCUUCGAGUUCGCCUUCUUCGACGGCGGCCGCAGCAUCCAGGACAACGGCGGGGUCAGCUACUCCAACGUGUUCGACGCCAACUACGACACGCUCGUGAGCGCGCUCAAGAAGGCCGGCGUGCCGAACCUGAAGGUGGUCGUGGGCGAGGUGGGCUGGCCAACCGACGGCAACAAGAACGGCAACGCGAAGCUGGCCAGGCGGUUCUAUGACGGCCUCAUGAAGAAGCUGGCGAAGAACGAAGGCACCCACCUCCGGUCGGGCAAGAUGGACGUGUACCUCUUCGGCCUGUUCGACGAGGACAUGAAGAGCAUCGCCCCGGGGCCCUUCGAGCGGCACUGGGGGAUCCUGACCUACGACGGCAAGCCCAAGUUCCCCAUGGACCUCUCCGGGCAGGGGAACGACAAGUUGCUGGUGGGCGUGUCCGGCGUGGAGUACCUGCCCAAGCAGUGGUGCGUGUUCGACGACGAAGCCCAGGACAAGUCGAAGCUUCCGGGGAACAUCCAGUACGCGUGCGCCAGCGGCGACUGCACGGCGCUCGGCUACGGGUGCUCCUGCAACGGGCUCGACGAGAACAGCAACAUCUCCUACGCCUUCAACAUGUACUUCCAGAUGCAGGACCAGGACGUGCGCGCCUGCGACUUCGACGGCCUCGCCAAGAUCAGCGACAAGAACGCCUCCACCAAGGGCUGCCUGUUCCCGGUCCAGAUCAUCAGCGCUGGCGGGAGAGCGGCGCCGGCGAUGUGGUGGGCCACGUUGCUGGCCUCGUUUGUGCAUAUUGUCGCGAUGAGUUUUGUCAUGUAGAAGGGAUUAAGAACUUCAUAUCGGGAAUACAAAUGUGUUGUGACCGAAUACAAACGCAACAUGAGUUUCUCUUCGA